AUGAAAGCCUCGUUCUUUGCAUUUGCCGCUGUCUUGCUUGCCACUUCUUUGGAUUUGACCUCUGCUGCUGCUUGUGACAAGACUACCCAGGUUGAUACCUGUGACAACCAGGAAUGCACCUACAAGACCUUCAACGCUACCAUUGUCCCUAUUCCUCGCAAGGACACCAAGUGGGAUUACUACAGCUACUCAUGUGUAAAGACCGAUGAUGCUUCCAAGUGUGAGAGCAUCAAGCAAGAAGAUGAGUGCCUUGCAUCCCAAUGUACUUGGCACGCAUACUAUGAGAAGAAGCUCAAGAGUGAUGAAUACAAGACCUUUACUUUUUGUAUCAAGGAGGUUGAAUGCGGUGAUGUUCUCAAGGACAAGGACAUUUGCCUCGGGUUGGAUCACUGCAAAUACGACGAUAAGUUGGGCUGCCUUUACAAAUAA
Molecule: messenger RNA, 429 nt
Organism: Lichtheimia ornata
Lineage: Eukaryota; Fungi; Mucoromycota; Mucoromycetes; Mucorales; Lichtheimiaceae
Exons: 4
Coding region: 1-429 (142 amino acids)
Source: RefSeq, a predicted model, not a curated record